GGUCGAUUCGCUCGAUUUCAUUCUCUAGCCACAUGCCAGACCCUUCGUUUAUAUGUUGUAUUAUAGUCGACGUAGAACCGUCUCGUGGCCAACACGACUUUUCGCAUGAUAAUCCGAAACUUUUUGUAUCUCGUCGUGUUUCUUCCUCUCGCGCUCCUUUUAUCCCGAUCUUCCCAAUGUCUGACAUCGAGGAGGAGCUAGUGGUAAGAAAGCUGAAGAUCGUCCUUGUCGGUGAUUCUGGAUCCGGAAAAACAAGUAUCGCUCAGAAAUUUUGCAACAACGAGUUCACGAGACAGUAUACACCAACAUCUGGGAUCGACUUCUUCCUGAAAAACAUCAGUGUUGGCUAUUAUAAAAACGUUAACCUACAUUUAUGGGAUGUCGGUGGUCUGGCGCUACAUGGAAACAUGUUGGACAAAUACGUCUUCGGCGCUCAUAUCAUUCUUUUAGUCUACGAUGUUACGAAUAGUUUCAGUUUUGAAGUUUUAGAAGAAUGGAUAGAUAAAAUCAGAAAGUUGAGCAGUAAUUAUGAGGAAACACCAUUGAUGGCUGUAGUUGGAAAUAAAUGCGAUAUGGAACAUCAGAGGACAGUGAAAAAGGAUCGAACACACAAAUUUGCCGCAGACAAUGGAUUCCCGUCUCAUGAUGUUUCCGCUAGAACCGGUGAAGCGGUUUCUUUGUGCAUAGUAACUUUAGCUGCGCAAAUCUUGGGUGUUCGAUUAACGAAAACAGAUCAAGACUAUCACAAGCCUAUAAUAAUCGCGGAAAUAGGUGACACAGUAGACAUGAACACGGUUCAAAAAGUUGUUAAAAGAAUCCCCACAAAAAGACAUACUCAAAUUCCCUUUCAUCCCCAUUUCCCUAGCUCGAAAUCAGCAGUUUGCGUGUUGCAAUAAAAAUUAUCGCAAUGAGAAGUGAUUUUUAUAACAUACAAUAUUUUUUUCACGCACAGCUAGAACAGAUUUUGUACAAAAUAGAAUAGAAACGAGAAAUGACGUGUACAUAAGAUGUUUGAGCAAAUAUUUUUGACUACUUUCUUACUAUUUCUUAUUACAUAAGAGUUCACAAUAUUACUUUGAGGGGCCAAUAUAAUAAACCACUAGUGUCUUCUUCGUAGAUUUAAAAACAAAUUUAUUUAUCGAUAAGAUCUUACUACUUACGAUAAUAUCAUCAAUCAACGUAACAAACGUUGUUAAAAAUAUUUUUACAAUAAUGGUAAUAUUAUUCAUUAUAAUGAUGUACAUAUACUGUUGAUUGAAUAUAUGUCAUGAGUUUGUAUUCGAAUCUUCGAUAAUUUUAUAUAAAUGCUUGUGGAAAGAUUCUUUAAUAUUGAAAAUUAUUAAUUAAGAAAUCAUGAUAUAAGAAAAAUUCUGUAAUUGAUUGUAAAUAUUCUGUAAGAUUAAGUAAAAUAUUAUAACAGUUCAAAGAUCGAGAGAAAAAUUAUUCGAUCGUUAAAGAAAUUGCAGAUAUAUCUCUAUUUUUAUAAACUAUUGAUUCACUGAUUUUUUCUAUAACUAAUUAAUCUAAUUAUUAAUGGCACUAAUCAUGCAAAACAAUACGUAUACUAAAAUCAUAAACAUACAAAACAAAACGCAUACAACAAGGAAACGAAUAUUUAACAAAUAAGAAUAAGUAUGUGUAAACCGCAGUAUGUGCGUAUUAAAA
Molecule: messenger RNA, 1665 nt
Organism: Apis florea (little honeybee)
Lineage: Eukaryota; Metazoa; Arthropoda; Insecta; Hymenoptera; Apidae
Product: ras-related protein Rab-28
Molecular function (GO): GTPase activity; GTP binding
Source: RefSeq, a predicted model, not a curated record